This is a messenger RNA of Drosophila kikkawai, 366 nucleotides long. The record is from RefSeq and is a predicted model, not a curated record. NCBI's taxonomy places the organism in Eukaryota, Metazoa, Arthropoda, Insecta, Diptera, Drosophilidae.
CGGGGUUUAAAAGCCAAGUUGGGACCUGAGUUGGUACUCAGUUAAAUGCGCGUUAGACAGCGAUCUGAAAUCACUAUGUUGGUCCUCGCAUUUGUUGUGCUAGUCGUGGCUGCUCAAGUACAAGCUCUGCCCGCCGGAAUUGAUUCUGCUUCAAAGGAUGCCAAAUUGCCUGGGAUAUCGAAGCCUCCCACGCAGCAGCAGCUGAAUCCUCUGAAUCCUGAUGAAGUCACUCUGUUCACCAAUAUGUUCCUUAGCCUAUUCCGGGGCGUUGCGGACUACAGAAAUCUGGUAGCCGCCGAUUCUGUGCAAAGUGUUUGGCAGAGUCCGCCGGUGGUUGACUUUAGUCACCGACUCUUUGCCACCUAG